UAAAAUUUAGCAAUAUUUUUAGUUAUAUAACAAAAACACUAUUUUAAACCAAUAUUAUAAUGUUGAUGCGGAGUGUGAGCAGGUUAUGCUCCCAACCUUUAGAUAGUAAAUCUAGAAUAAGAUGUACAUUAAUUCCUGGAGAUGGUGUAGGACCUGAGUUGAUUUAUUCAGUUCAAGAAGUUUUCAAAGCUGCAAAUGUUCCUGUUGAUUUUGAUGUUCACUUUUUUUCCGAAGUCAAUCCAGUAUUAAGUGUCCCACUUGAAGAAGUUGCUGCAUCAAUAGCAAAAAAUAAAAUAUGUCUAAAGGGUGUAUUGGCGACACCUGACUACUCUCACACCGGUGAGCUACAAACGCUCAACAUGAAGCUGAGAAAUACUUUAGAUUUAUAUGCCAAUGUUGUUCAUGUUAAAAGUUUGCCAGGAGUUCGCUCUAGGCAUAAGAAUAUUGACUGUGUAAUCAUUCGUGAACAAACUGAGGGAGAAUAUAGUGCUUUGGAGCACGAAAGCGUUACAGGAGUUGUAGAAUGUUUAAAAAUUAUAACAGCCAAGAAAUCUGAAAGGAUUGCCAAAUUUGCUUUUGACUAUGCAACAAAGCACAAUCGCAAGAAGGUGACUGCUGUACACAAAGCAAAUAUCAUGAAACUAGGGGAUGGUUUAUUUUUGAGGAGCUGUGAGAAGAUGGCGAAAUUGUACCCAAGAAUUGAAUUUGAGAGAAUGAUUGUAGAUAACUGCACCAUGCAAAUGGUUUCCAAACCACAACAAUUUGAUGUUCUCGUUACACCCAAUUUAUAUGGUAACAUUGUGGACAAUUUGGCAUCAGGAUUAGUUGGAGGUGCAGGUAUUGUAGCCGGUGCCAGCUACUCAGCAGAAUGUGUGGUGUUCGAACAGGGUUCAAGGCACACAUUUGCACAAGCUGUUGGUAAAAACAUUGCCAAUCCUACUGCCAUGUUAUUGUGUGCAGCAAACAUGCUCCGACAUGUAAACCAUCAUGUAUAUAGCGAUCAAAUUAAACAAGCCGUUCAGCGUGUACUGCAAGCUGGCAAAGUGCGAACCAAAGACAUUGGAGGAAAUAAUUCUACUAAUGAAUUUACCAAUGCUGUUAUCGCAUCUCUGAAAUAAUUCACAAUAAUAAAGCAUUUUUGCUGUAAACAUAUUACCUCUCUUCAAAACUAUUGUAUCUUAGAUUAGAUAUUUAUAUUGAGAGUGUAUAAAAAUAAGAAAAAAUCAAUAUCAAUU
Molecule: messenger RNA, 1235 nt
Organism: Ctenocephalides felis (cat flea)
Lineage: Eukaryota; Metazoa; Arthropoda; Insecta; Siphonaptera; Pulicidae
Gene: Idh3b
Product: isocitrate dehydrogenase [NAD] subunit beta, mitochondrial
Biological process (GO): tricarboxylic acid cycle; isocitrate metabolic process
Cellular component (GO): mitochondrion
Molecular function (GO): NAD binding; magnesium ion binding; oxidoreductase activity, acting on the CH-OH group of donors, NAD or NADP as acceptor
Source: RefSeq, a predicted model, not a curated record